AUGGCUUGCUUUCUUGAUGUGUGUAAGGUGGUGGGUCUUGUUUGUAAUGUUGGGUUGCUUCUUGUUGCACUAGGCUCGAGUUUUCUAGAUAAGGGAGUUGGGACCGAUUCAACUGGAACCCACUUUAGUCCAACUUGUGCACAAACUACAUCACAUCUGCCAGGCUUUGGUUAUAUGCCCAUGGCAAGCAGAGCCGCUAUAAAGAAGCUAUGGCAGUAUGCGUAUAGCCACUUGCAUCCUACUGGUAAAGUAUAUGAACGACAGCAUAAGCUUGUUGGAAUUGCAUUUGGAGGAACUAUGGGAAAUGAGAGAGUCUUUGUCGAUGAAGAUUUUGCUAGUGUUUCCAUUCGCCAUCAUGCCACUGACAAAACUUACCAACCCGAUUCCCUCUUCCCAGACCAGGGGUUCCUACCUGUUGAAGCUUUGAUUUCGGAAAUUGAAGUUUGGGGAUUAGGUGGGAAAGCAGCUAAGGAAGUGCAGAGUUCAUACAAGAAGAGAGAGGAGCUUUUCACAGAGCAAAGACGAAAGGUUGACUUGAAAACAUUUGGAAGUUGGGAUGACUCGCCCGAAAAGAUUUGA
Messenger RNA from Quercus lobata, 579 nucleotides. RefSeq lists its product as uncharacterized. Lineage: Eukaryota; Viridiplantae; Streptophyta; Magnoliopsida; Fagales; Fagaceae. The record is from RefSeq and is a predicted model, not a curated record. The transcript has 4 exons. Bases 1 to 579 code for a protein of 192 amino acids.